AUGAAUUCGGCCGGUGUUUCCAGAAAGACUCUGUGUUCGCUCAAGAAAUUGGCAUCUUUGUGGCGAUCCGACUUCCAUGCGACCGCUACCUUUGAAGCAGUGGUCAGUAUUGCUGUCGGAUUUCGUGCGAUACCAUGGGAAUGCAUGCCACCGAUCCAAUCUGUGAAAUGUGGGCUUUGGUGGUUACCUUUGCCACAAGUGGACAACUUUCACAUUCAGGACUGUAGCACAAAUUCCACACUCGAGUCCCGGACGCCGUGGUCUCUCGAUGAUACCGGGGGCUUUCACACCUUCGACCCUCUGCAGGACCUUAUGGUUUUGUGUUCUGAGCCUGAUGAUUGUGUCACUGUGACCGAUGCGGAACAAGAUCACCAUGUCUGUCGGGUGGAGUUUCGACUGGCUUCAUCUCAACGUCCGCAUCCGAGCGCUGUGUGCACUUCUUUGGAGUGUAAGCAUACCUUUGAUGCACCUGGCUAUUAUAAUGCUGCUUUGUCGCCACCUGUAAUCUGUGGUGAUCGCGUAUUUAUUGUCUAUGAAAUAGAGGACACAGAUGGCUGGCUUGUGUCCGGCAUGUUCAUACAAGUGAUCAAUUGGAGGAAGGGAUAUGUAAAUAGGCAUAAGCAGCAUUUUUUAUGUCAACCGGAUAUCUACGACGAAGUUUGUUUCUAUCCAGUCGAUGAACAGAAGCUCGUCAUCGUUGGCCCAGAAGGCUCGAUAUACUUGUACACGUUACAAGGGCUCGAUGGGCCACCUCAGUGCCGAAUCAUAUAUCACCCUCCCAAGAUCCCCCAUCUAUCAUUACACGACUCGGAAAUCAUUAUUCAUGGCCACCCAUCACUCCUUGGCAAAGCAGCACGCCCAGGACUCACGCCGAGCUAUGUGCCCUCCCUGGAGUCGCAAAUUAUGGUUUUAGAGUUUCUUUCCAAAGCGGAGACUGCUAUCCUAUUGUUGGUAAUCGAUAUGGCCAUCUUCUCUGACAUGGCCUUGCACUCAGAUAUGCCCAUCGAGAUUCCUUGGUCAGACUGGGGACCUCAGUAUGCGUGCUACUUUCCCCACCACGAAAGCUACCAUAUCAGCGUGUUUGGCAGUAAAAUGGCUUAUGCUCUUCCCCAAGAUCAUAUUCCCGAUCCUGUCCAAAGACUGGAAAGGCUUUCCAGUGAGGACUACUUCUAUGUGCAUAUCUGGGACUUCAAUAAGCGAGUCAUUGCUCGCUCGGAAAGUGUCAAUGAUCCUGACUCACCGGAUCUUCACAUUUGCAAGCCGGGUCAGAUCAUUGACUCCUUUGGUGAAGACAUCUUCUCGAAUCGUGCAUACAUCGCAACGGUCUGUCGUACGCCAUUUCCGACAGCUGGCUCCAGGAUAUUCUUGGAACAGGAUCGGCUCACUGUGACAUGGGCUCGGCAUGGUGAGAUUAGUAUUCGGGUCAUUUCCCCCAUUCAGACGGAGGUUGGCCCGGACCUUACAGAAUAUACAGUUUGGUUAUGCUUGUAUUAUGUUUAUGUUGGAAAUGAUCAACAGCGGCCUGGCAGCGGCUCAUCAGUCUGCGGCCGGUCAAUGGAAUUACGCAAUGAGGCCAUAUCGCGGUUCAUGAUGCUCGAUAACUGUCACUACAUUGGCAAUGAAAUGCCUUUCACUCACCCCCUUUAUCUGAUUUGA
Messenger RNA from Suillus plorans, 1656 nucleotides. RefSeq lists its product as uncharacterized. The transcript has 4 exons. The coding region runs from base 1 to 1656 and encodes 551 amino acids. NCBI's taxonomy places the organism in Eukaryota, Fungi, Basidiomycota, Agaricomycetes, Boletales, Suillaceae. The record is from RefSeq and is a predicted model, not a curated record.